AAUGGAUGAUGUUGAAAUUAUUUAAUUCAAUAUUAAACUCUGGACAAAAUUUCCCCUGGGAUAGGCGUCCAACUUCACUCUGCUGCGGUGUGACAUGCAGAAGUCAAAGUAGCGGCUACAAAUUUGUUUUGUCAUUGGUGUCAGGGAGUGAAGAUGUUUCGAAAUCAAUAUGACAGCGACGUUACCGUAUGGAGUCCACAAGGACGACUCCAUCAAGUCGAAUACGCCAUGGAAGCCGUCAAGCUCGGUUCUGCAACUGUAGGUCUGAAAAAUAAGGACUACGCAGUACUCGUUGCACUAAAACGUGCUUCAUCCGAGUUGGCAUCCUAUCAGAAGAAAAUCAUUCCCAUCGAUGAUCAUUUAGGCAUUUCAAUAGCUGGUAUCACUGCCGAUGCCCGACUCCUAAGUCGAUACCUUCGCUCCGAGUGUUUGAAUUAUAAAUAUUCGUACGACACUGCGUAUCCUGUGCCACGACUGAUCAUGAACUUGGGAAAUAAGAUGCAAGUGACAACACAACGUUACGAUCGACGUCCUUAUGGCGUUGGGUUGCUCGUGGCAGGCUACGAUGAUCAAGGACCGCAUAUUUAUCAAGUUGUUCCCUCGGCAAAUUAUUAUAAUUGCAAGGCGAUGUCAAUUGGAUCACGGUCGCAAAGUGCUCGUACCUAUUUGGAGCGUCAUUUGAAGGAGUUUAAGAAUCGGACGAAGGAUGAGCUGAUUAUCGAUGGAAUUAAAGCUUUGAAGAGUUCACUGCCCAAUGAUGAAUCGUUGUCGUCUUUGAUGGAAAUCUCAAUCGCCGUUGUCGGCAAGGAUCAACCCUUCAAAAUUCUCGAUGAUGAGGAAACCAAACAAUAUCUAGACCGUACACCACCAGUCGGACCACAACCUUCCUCAGCAGCAGCUGCACCGGCAGUCCCUGGCCCUGGACCAGGUCCAGAGGAGGACUACCCGGAACGCGAUCCGCCGGCGGACCCCGCCGUAGACGUGGGCACAAUGGAGCAUUGAACGCCCAUUCCUUUAUCGCCCACGAUCAUUCACCUUCGUUAUUUUUCUUUUUUGUACGGGGGACUAGGGAAUUUUGAGUGGGGAUUCGUUGCUAGUUUUGUUUUUAGGAAGAACGUGACUAGUAGCGGAUCCCCACUCAACACAUUGCGAUCAGAUGAGCUUUACAGUUAUUUAGACACUGUAUUUGGUGUUAUACUUAUCUAAUAUGCUUCAAUUUAAAUUCUUUUCGUUUUAUAAUAAAAUUGAGAUAUGAAUAAAUGUCUUUUGCAGUCAA
Molecule: messenger RNA, 1276 nt
Organism: Hermetia illucens (black soldier fly)
Lineage: Eukaryota; Metazoa; Arthropoda; Insecta; Diptera; Stratiomyidae
Gene: Prosalpha6
Product: proteasome subunit alpha type-1
Exons: 3
Coding region: 154-1002 (282 amino acids)
Biological process (GO): ubiquitin-dependent protein catabolic process
Cellular component (GO): nucleus; proteasome core complex, alpha-subunit complex; proteasome core complex
Source: RefSeq, a predicted model, not a curated record